This is a messenger RNA of Psylliodes chrysocephalus, 1155 nucleotides long. Lineage: Eukaryota; Metazoa; Arthropoda; Insecta; Coleoptera; Chrysomelidae. The record is from the annotation of a GenBank genome assembly.
AUUGUCCGUAUCUACUCUUGUUGCAUAAAAUAUAUUGAUUUCUUUUUACUUCGGUCCAUUGUUUUCAGGCCAGUAAUAUAUUUCUGAAGUAUGCAAACAGACAAGGCCCAACACUAGUUUAUAAAAGAAGCAGAAUCUAAUGUUAAACAUAGAAAAAAGAUGAAAUUGACAUCUUAAAACGUCAAAAUUUUUCAUAACCAAACCAAAUAUGAACAAGAUCUUUCAGACGUAAUAUUUACAUAAAUUUACCAUAAUUAUACAGAAAAAAUGAACCGUUGUACUUUAUUGAAAUGACUAAUAAUAGAAUCGUUUUAAGCUAUAACGAAAGCUUAUUAAGAUCGUCUGAUAUCGAAUUACUCAAAGGCCCUUAUUGGUUAAACGAUACAAUAAUAUCGUUCUACUUUGAAUAUUUACAAACGGAUUUAUUUAGAAACCAUGACCGCGUAUUAUUCGUAGCUCCCGAAAUUACGCAGUGCAUAAAAGUGUCUCCUUUAAAUGAGUUGGAUACAUUUUUACAACCACUUGUAGAUUCCAAAAGAAGAGACUUUAUAUUCUUUGCUCUAAAUGACAAUGAGGUAACGGACAGCUCCGGAGGCUCGCACUGGAGCCUCCUAGUGUUUUCUAGACCUGAAAGAAUGGUUUUUCAUUUUGAUUCGUCACACGGAUGCAACGAUAGUCAAGCUAUUGAAUUAGGUGAAAAAAUUUUGAAAUAUUUUUCGAUGCCCUUUCAAGGAAAAUUCCAAAACGUGCCUUGUUUACAACAAAACAACGGAUAUGAUUGCGGGAUACAUGUACUAUGUAAUACUGAACAGUUGGCUAGCUAUGCUACUCAUUAUGGAAGAAUAUUAGGUUGUCCGCAAUUGCCAAUGGAAAAGGUCACAGCUAAACGAUGGGAGGUUUUAGAUAUUAUUGAAGGAUUGAAAUAUCAAGCUUAUGUAAAUUAAACUUAGUAAUAAUAAAAUGGUUUGUUCAUUUUAUAAUAACUGAUUAAUAAUUUAUUUUGAAGAUAAAUAUUGGGCAGAUUAAUUAAUUUUAAUUUUUUUACAAUCAGGCAUUAACGGUACACUUUUUAGUAUUAACUGUAAUAAUUUAUUGUAUUUUUUUUAAGAAAAUAAAAUUGUUAAAACUAUUUUUAAUUAAAUUAUUUAUAAUAGA